Molecule: messenger RNA, 858 nt
Organism: Diversispora eburnea
Lineage: Eukaryota; Fungi; Glomeromycota; Glomeromycetes; Diversisporales; Diversisporaceae
Source: the annotation of a GenBank genome assembly
AUGGAAGACACCCAAUUUACAAUUGAUUCAUUGAGGGAAUUGAAUAUCAAACUUGUAUCUGAUAUUGCUGAACUUAGAAAGGAGAAUGCCGAGAUUCCUGAACUUAGAAAGAAAUUUGCAAAAGUCGAGGCUGAGAAUGUGAAACUAAGGCAGGCUAUAGAAGAAAAUACAAAGCGCGAUGCUAAGGUUGAGGAACUAGAGCAAAAGAAUAUAGAGCUUGAGACCAGACUCGCUAUAUUAGAACAGGAAAAAAGUAUUUCUACGAAAGAUAUUUUGCACUCUCCAGUAAAUUCUAACGAUACUCCUAAACAGAUAGUGCCACAAUGUGAUGAGCCAGAGAUUCGUGAUUAUACCACUGAUAUCUCGAUAUCUGAUAUAACUGAUAAUAUUUUAAAUUCUAACGAUACUCAUGAACAGAUAGUCUCAUAUAAUGAGGAGUCUAACAUAUCUAGUCACGAAGUGACUGCCUCCGGCAAUUCCAAUACACAACAGAAAUUAGAGACCUCAACAUUUCCUAUCCCUGCGGAAACCAUAUUAUUGGAAGAGAAAGAAGAAAAUGAAUUUCUGGAUUCAAAGUAUAAGGAACAGGUUAGUAAAGAGAUAAUGGAGAGAAUUAGGGAGAAGAAACUUUGGGAUCAAGAGUUACUCUCAACUCUUGAGACUAAUACUCCUGAUAUUUCGCAUGAGCAAAGUUUAAUACAAGAAAAAUGCCAAGAAAUUUCUGUUACUAAAAAUCACGAAAAAUCUUCUGACGAAAUUUCAGAUAUGUCUAGUGAUAAAAUUUCUGAACAAAAUACUGAACUUAUAGAUUCCCCCGAUAAACCACUAACAAAUCUAAUCGUGGAACAAGAAUUAUAG